AUGGACGGGAGGCCCAAUGCGCCCCCAGCUGCCAACUACGAUAACAACCUACUGUAUGAUCUGGGGCAGUCACAGCCGGCCUACAGUACAGGGCAGCGCCCUCCCGUGGACGACUCGCAACUGCUAAAUACAUUCAAUAUUGACGACUCGGACGAAACCCAACCCAGACCCUCAACUAGCUACGAUGACUUUGUCGGCGGUGGGAGACCGGGCGCACCUGGUCAAGCCCAACCUGCCGGCUCCUCGAGUAGACCGUUCACCGCGCCAUACAUGAACGAUGGGUCACACAACUACUCUCAAACCUCAGAUCUCCACAACUAUGCGAGAUACGGAGACGCCGAAGACUUGACCGAGGAAGAGUCGGGUUUCAAAUACUAUGACAAUGGAGGGCCGUCAGACGACCAUAUACCUGGUGGUGGCGUCAAAGUGGUCGGUAGACAUCAUCGACGGGAUCGAACGAGUAUCAUGUCGAUGGCCGGGUUGGUGGAUAGAGCCAAAGGGAUCGUGGGCAUCCGGGACAGCAACUACUCGGACAUACAUCUCCCAUUAACCGAAACGGGAUCGCGACACUCAAGAGUCGACACUGCAGGAACGGAUGAUACGCCCCGGGGCCGAGAGAAGAUGGAGUUCAGCUUCGACAGCAUCAAAGACUUGUUCGGGAGGAAGAAGGUCGACCCGUCAACGCUAGGUCCCAGGAUUAUCCACCUCAACAACCCUCCAGCCAAUUCUGCGAACAAAUGGGUCGACAACCACGUCUCCACUGCCAAAUACAACAUCGCUACAUUCCUCCCGAAAUUUCUCUUCGAACAGUUCUCCAAAUACGCAAACUUGUUUUUCUUGUUCACCGCCGUGUUGCAACAAGUCCCCAACGUCUCGCCCACGAAUCGAUAUACCACCAUUGUGCCCUUGAUGAUUGUGCUGAUGAUUUCCGCCAUCAAGGAGUACGUCGAAGACUGGAAGCGGAAAAAGGCCGAUAAAACGCUGAACGACUCCCAAGCACGGGUGCUGAGGGGGUCCAGCUUCACAGAGACGAAAUGGAUCAAUGUCGCUGUGGGCGACAUUGUGCGAGUCGAGUCGGAAGAGCCGUUUCCUGCCGAUCUGGUUCUACUCACAAGCUCCGAGCCGGAAGGUCUUUGUUACAUCGAGACCGCAAAUCUCGAUGGCGAAACAAAUCUCAAAAUCAAGCAGGCCAUUCCUGAAACGGUUCACUUGGUGAAUCCUGCAGAUCUGGGGAGACUGAGUGGGCGAGUGCGGUCAGAGCAGCCCAAUAGCAGUCUCUACACUUACGAAGCAACCUUGACCAUGGCUGGUGGCAGAAGCGAGAAAGAGCUCCCUCUGACACCUGAGCAGCUGCUUUUGCGCGGGGCUGUUCUACGCAACACCCCCUGGGUACAUGGUGUCGUCGUCUUCACAGGCCACGAAACGAAAUUGAUGCGCAACGCUACAGCCACCCCCAUCAAGCGUACGGACGUGGAACGAAUGCUGAACAAGCAGAUUCUGAUGCUCGUGGCUAUUCUCCUGGUUCUCAGCGCAGUCAGCACCAUUGGCGAUCUCAUUGUUCGAGCAACAGCCGGUCAAAAACUGACAUACCUCUAUUACGGCGAUUACAGCGCCGUGUCGCAGUUCUUCCUGGACCUCUGCACAUACUGGAUCUUGUACUCCAAUCUGGUUCCCCUUUCACUUUUUGUGACUGUGGAGAUCGUGAAGUACUUCCAGGCUUUUCUCAUCAGUAGCGAUCUCGACAUGUACUAUCCAAGCACCGAUACUCCAGCGGUGUGCCGAACGUCAUCGCUUGUGGAAGAACUCGGGCAAAUUGAGUAUAUCUUCUCCGACAAGACGGGGACUUUGACCUGCAACAUGAUGGAAUUUAGACAGUCCUCGAUUCAGGGCAUUCGCUACGCCGACGUGGUCCCGGAGGACGUGAAAGCAUCUGGCCCAGAUGACCUGGAUGGUGUCCACGAUUUCAAACAACUUCGCGAGAACCUAAAGUCGCAUCCCACCAGAGAAGUGAUCCACCAGUUUCUUUCUCUCCUGGCCGUCUGUCAUACCGUCAUUCCCGAGCGCAAAGACGAGAAAUCCGAGAUCAAGUACCAGGCUGCAUCUCCUGACGAAGGGGCCCUGGUCGAGGGCGCCGCUAUGCUCGGCUAUCGCUUUGUGGCGCGGAAGCCUCGUUCUGUGAUCGUUCAAAUGGAAGGGCAAGAAGUGGAAUACGAGCUGCUGGCGGUAUGUGAAUUUAAUUCAACGAGGAAGCGCAUGUCAACCAUUUUCCGGUGCCCGGAUGGCAAGAUUCGGAUCUAUUGCAAGGGAGCCGAUACUGUGAUCCUGGAACGAUUGGCCAAGGACAACCAGAUUGUCGAUGUGACCCUGCGACAAUUAGAGGACUAUGCCACCGAAGGCCUGCGAACAUUGUGUCUCUCUAUGCGCGAAAUACCGGAGCAAGAGUUCCAGGGUUGGAAACAGAUCUUCGACAAGGCAGCCACAACGGUGGGAGGUAACCGCGCCGAAGAACUGGACAAGGCCGCCGAGAUCAUCGAGCGCGACCUUUACCUCCUCGGCGCAACAGCCAUUGAAGACCGGUUACAAGACGGCGUGCCUGACACAAUCCACACACUGCAACAGGCGGGCAUCAAGGUCUGGGUUCUCACGGGUGACAGACAAGAGACGGCUAUCAAUAUUGGUAUGAGUUGCAAACUAAUCAGUGAGGACAUGACACUCCUGAUCAUCAAUGAGGAGAAUUCCACCGCCACCCGGAACAGCCUCCGGAAGAAAUACGACGCAGUGAGAAGCCAGGCCGCCUCAGGUGAGCACGACGUGCUCGCACUUGUCAUCGACGGCAAAUCCUUGACGUUUGCCCUGGAAAAGGAGAUGGAGAAACUAUUCCUUGAUUUGGCCGUCAUGUGCAAGGCCGUGAUAUGCUGCAGAGUAUCACCACUGCAGAAAGCUUUGGUCGUCAAACUCGUCAAGCGCCAUCUAAAGGCGCUUUUGUUGGCCAUCGGUGACGGAGCCAACGAUGUGUCAAUGAUCCAAGCUGCCCAUGUCGGUGUCGGUAUUAGUGGCGUGGAAGGCCUGCAAGCCGCUCGAAGUGCCGACGUCGCGAUCGGACAGUUCCGAUAUUUGCGAAAACUUCUGUUAGUGCACGGCGCAUGGAGCUACCAGCGUAUCAGCAAGGUCAUUCUGUACUCGUUCUACAAGAACAUUGCCAUGUUCAUGACGCAGUUUUGGUAUUCGUUCCAAAACUCCUUCUCGGGCCAAGUCAUUUACGAAUCCUGGACGCUAUCCUUCUACAACGUGCUCUUCACGUUUUUCCCGCCCUUCGCCAUGGGCGUCUUCGACCAGUUCAUCUCUGCCCGGCUACUCGACCGGUACCCGCAACUCUACCAGCUCACGCAAAAGGGCGUGUUUUUCCGCAUGCAUUCCUUCUGGAGUUGGGUUGCCAAUGGAUUUUACCAUUCCAUUCUCGCGUAUAUUUUUAGCAGUUAUUUCUUCCUCAACGACGGGAUCCUGAAUGACGGGAAAGUCGCAGGCCACUGGGUCUGGGGUACAUCAACCUAUACCGCCAUCCUGCUUGUCGUUCUCGGCAAGGCCGCACUGAUCACCAACGUGUGGACAAAGUACACCGUGCUCGCCAUUCCAGGCUCCUUCAUCAUCUGGCUGGCGUUUAUUCCGGCCUACAGCUAUGCAGCACCCAGCAUCGGCUCUGGUUUCAGCACGGAACUCGAUGGUAUCAUCCCCGUCAUGUUUAGCUAUCCCGUAUUCUACGCGCUUUGUCUGGUUUUGCCCCCGGUCUGCCUCAUCCGCGACUUCGCCUGGAAAUAUGCCAAGCGAAUGUACUUCCCGCAGCAAUACCACCACGUACAGGAGAUCCAGAAGUACAACGUGCAAGAUUAUCGGCCUCGGAUGGAGCAAUUCCAGAAAGCGGUCAGGAAGGUUAGACAGGUACAGAGGAUGAGGAAACAGAGGGGAUAUGCAUUCAGCGCUGGGGAUGAGUCGACAGGAGGACAGACGAUGCGGGUGCUUAGUGCGUACGACACGACGCGUGGAAGAGGAAUGUACGGCGAAUUGGGCAGCGUUAGGCCCGUGGAUGGCUCGGCAAGCCAUUGA
This is a messenger RNA of Cladophialophora yegresii CBS 114405, 4101 nucleotides long. Its product is annotated as phospholipid-translocating ATPase. NCBI's taxonomy places the organism in Eukaryota, Fungi, Ascomycota, Eurotiomycetes, Chaetothyriales, Herpotrichiellaceae. Gene Ontology annotation, biological process: intracellular protein transport; phospholipid translocation; endocytic recycling. Gene Ontology annotation, cellular component: plasma membrane. Bases 1 to 4101 code for a protein of 1366 amino acids. The transcript has 2 exons. Gene Ontology annotation, molecular function: ATP binding; magnesium ion binding; ATP hydrolysis activity. The record is from RefSeq and is a predicted model, not a curated record.